This is a messenger RNA of Helianthus annuus (common sunflower), 1696 nucleotides long. RefSeq names its product UDP-glucuronic acid decarboxylase 1. NCBI's taxonomy places the organism in Eukaryota, Viridiplantae, Streptophyta, Magnoliopsida, Asterales, Asteraceae. The coding region runs from base 115 to 1470 and encodes 451 amino acids. The transcript has 6 exons. The record is from RefSeq and is a predicted model, not a curated record. Gene Ontology annotation, biological process: D-xylose metabolic process. Gene Ontology annotation, cellular component: cytoplasm. Gene Ontology annotation, molecular function: UDP-glucuronate decarboxylase activity; NAD+ binding.
AAAAAACAGUUACACCCAUCAUUAAUUUUCCUUUCUCUAGAACCUUAAUCAUUCAUACUUGUACCCAAAACCAACAUUUUUCUUGAACUUUUCUUCCCAAAAAUUUUGAACAACAUGAAGCAAUUACACAAACAAACACAUACAAAUCAAAGAAGAGAUGAAGAAAUGCCCAACAAUCAAACACCACCAUACUCACCUAAAUCACACAAACAACAAUCAUUAUCCACCAGAAGACCCUUAAACUACAUCUUCAACGAACAACGCUUUCUUUUCAUCCUCAUUGGAAUCAUGAUCGGUUCGAUCAUAUUCAUAUUCCAACCGUCGUUAUCCACCAUCACCACCACCACCACGACCACAACAUACCAUAUCAAUUCCCAUGUAAUCCCAAUGCCUAGAUCAAUGUCAAUCACCCACCGCGAAAGAACCACCAUUCAACGCCCUCCAACCGUCCCACUUCCUGUUGGUAUCCCCCGGAGGAGGAUGCGGACGGUGGUGACAGGUGGGGCAGGGUUUGUGGGUAGCCAUUUGGUUGAUGUGUUAAUGGCUAGAGGGGAUGAAGUUAUUGUGAUUGAUAAUUUUUUUACUGGGAGGAAAGAAAAUGUGGCCCAUCAUUUGGAUAAUCCUAGGUUUGAAUUAAUAAGACAUGAUGUUGUUCAACCUAUUUUAUUGGAGGUUGAUCAGAUUUAUCAUUUAGCUUGUCCUGCUUCUCCUGUUCAUUACAAAUACAAUCCUGUCAAGACCAUCAUAUCCUUUUAUGAAUCUUUCUUGUUAUUAUUCUUAAAGACAAAUGUGAUUGGCACAAUGAACAUGCUCGGACUCGCCAAAAGAAUCAAGGCAAGGUUCUUGAUCACAAGUACUAGCGAGGUUUAUGGUGACCCGCUUGAGCAUCCUCAAAAGGAAUCAUAUUGGGGACAUGUGAAUCCAAUAGGUGUUAGAAGUUGCUACGAUGAAGGGAAAAGAACAGCCGAAACAUUAACAAUGGACUAUAGUCGAAAUGAAGGUGUCGAGGUUCGGAUUGCGCGCAUUUUUAACACAUAUGGUCCUCGAAUGUGUCUAGAUGAUGGUCGUGUCGUUAGCAACUUUGUCUCACAGGCCCUUCGCAAACAACCAAUGACCGUUUAUGGUGAUGGAAAGCAAACCCGAAGCUUUCAGUACGUCUCAGAUCUGGUUGAUGGACUCAUGGCACUCAUGGAAGGCGAGCACAUCGGACCUUUCAACUUGGGCAAUCCGGGAGAGUUCACCAUGUUAGAGCUCGCUCAGGUGGUGAAAGAAACUAUUGAUCCAAAUGCAACAAUAGAAUUCAAAAAGAACACUGCUGAUGAUCCUCAAAAAAGGAAACCGGACAUUAGUAAAGCCAAAGAGUUGCUAAACUGGGAACCCAAGAUACAACUCAGAGACGGUCUGCCACGAAUGGCAUUAGAUUUCAAAAAUCGAAUUUUGAAACAAGAAGACGGGGAUAUUGAUAAAUAAGACCGAAACCAAUAGAUUCGACAACAUCUAUCUACGCAUUUGUUUUACUUUUAGUUGUGAUAUACAGCAUGGUCGCGAUGCCAUUCUUCCUCUAGAUACAGAGGUUAGAAUAGCGCAAUAGGCGUUAGAUUUUUUGUUUCGCGGGUCUUUUUUGACUCGAGCCCUAUUGUGGGUUGGUGUAACGGCUUGUUGCACUUACAGUUACUAGAUCAGGAUGUACAACUCA